UUGGGAAGUCUUGAAUAAGAAGGCACAAUGGCACAUGGAAAGACAUUUUGAACAAAUAGGUCGCGAGGCAGCGGCGCGGAGAAAUUCCAUGGGGCAACAAGCUCAAGAAGCGCUCCGACGCCAGCGCCGUCCCGUCCUCGAAUGCCGGAGCUUUUGGAAGGCGGGCUCCUUCGACGUCAACACUGCCGCUUCCUCUUCCACUCUCGGAGGGGAUUUAGAUUCGUCGGAUUUUGAGCGGGCACGAGUUCAUCCAAAGUUCUUGCACACCAAUGCGACGUCGCAUAAGUGGGCGUUUGGAGCCGUUGCUGAGCUACUUGACAAUGCUGUUGAUGAGAUCUGCAAUGGUGCAACUUUUGUGAUUGUGGAUAAGGUUAACAAUCCGAGAGAUGAUAGUCCUAUGCUGGUUAUUCAAGAUGAUGGAGGGGGUAUGGACCCAGAAGGCAUUCGGCGAUGCAUGAGCUUGGGGUUCUCAUCCAAGGGGUCAAAGAAAACCAUUGGGCAAUACGGAAAUGGCUUCAAGACAAGCACAAUGCGUUUAGGUGCUGAUGCAAUUGUAUUCACUAGGGCAAAUCGUGGGAGUUCUGUGACGCAAAGCAUCGGUUUGCUAUCAUAUACAUAUUUAAGAAGAACAAUGAAGGAUGACAUUAUUGUCCCUACGGUCCAUUUUGAGAUUCUAGAUGGUCAGGCAAUACCAUUACCUUUCGGAUCACAGGAUAAUUGGGACAGUAACUUAAAGACAAUUCUUGACUGGUCUCCUUUUUCCACUAGGGAGGAGCUUAUGCUCCAGUUUGAGGAUGUAGGGUCUCAUGGAACCCAAGUUUUAAUUUAUAACCUGUGGAUGGAUGAUGAUGAUCUCCUGGAAUUGGAUUUUAAUGAUGAUGAUGAGGACAUAGUAUUGAGGGAUCAUGCUAACUAUGCUGGCCUUUCAAAAUCUCAUAAGGAAAUUGUCCAUUCACAUAUAUCAUAUACGUUUAGGUGUUCAUUGCGGGCAUACAUUUCAAUACUUUAUCUCCGAAAGUUUCCUAAAUUCCAGAUUAUAUUAAGAGGGAAACCUGUUGAACAGCUCAAUAUUGCUGACGAGUUAAAGUUUCGCAAAGUUUUGACUUAUAAACCUCAAGUCAUUACAGGUUCAGAAAAUGCCUCGGUGAAGAUAACCAUGGGCUUUGCGAAGGAAGCUCCUAUUCUGGGUAUUUUUGGUUUCAAUGUGUAUCAUAAAAACCGUCUCAUCAUGCCGUUCUGGAAAGUUCUGCAAGAGGGUUCUAGUCGUGGGAGGAAUGUUUUAGGAGUCCUUGAGGCGAAUUUUAUUGAGCCAGCCCAUGAUAAACAGGAUUUUGAGAGAACACCUUUAUUCCUUCGUCUGGAAACAAAACUUAGACAGAUUGUCCUUGAUUAUUGGAAAGAGAAUUGCUAUCUGAUUGGAUAUCAAUCUCGAAAUCCAGAGAUACGAAACAAGCAGAAACAGUCUGGUAAAUUUCCUCAUGAACCUGCAGCAAAUGUGGCAAAGGAACUGCCACAUAGUGAAUCGAUUAUAGGGCUCUCUGCAAAUGCACAGAGAGAAUUCCAAGUGGCAGAAUUAGCCAGUUUGCAGCCAAUGGAUUUGCAUGGGGCAACUGCUGACCAUGUUGCUGAGCUUGCUGCUGUUAGUGGUUCAAGCCCAAUUCCUUCUGGAAAAGCUCGUGCUCCACUUAUCGCAUACCAUUCUGACGAAUGUGAAGAAAUGGUACCUGCAGAUGUCCUGGAUUCUAGUCUUAUCGAGAAGAUUAGUGAAGAAAACCUGGAGUUGUUCGUCAGGCGAGGAGAGCUUCAGAGUAACUACGAAAAGUUAAAAAAGACGAUUGAGGAGUUAGAGCAAGAACUUGCACUAUGGAAAAGAAAACUUUCUCGGCUCACUGUAGAAGUGGAGAAUCAAAGGAACCAACAGUCCAUCCUUAAGCAGUGAAGUAUCACUGCUCAAACUUGCUUCUGCUUAAUUUUGGAUGCCAAUAACUUCUUGCCAAUGUAAAUACCGAGUGCUAGAAAGGUUGGUAUCACAUCUUUCCUUGAAUUCAUCCAUAUAAGUUAAUUAUCUUCUUUUUCCCCAACUCUUUUUGGCUUUUUAUUAGUAAGAAGCCAGUUUGAAGGCUUCCUUAUGCACAUGUGAAACUGAUCUCAAGUUUAUAGUCCUGAAUAAAAUACCUACAAGGCAUCUC
Dioscorea cayenensis subsp. rotundata (Guinea yam) is the source of this 2189-nucleotide messenger RNA. Its product is annotated as protein MICRORCHIDIA 2-like. The record is from RefSeq and is a predicted model, not a curated record. The transcript is spliced from 19 exons. Gene Ontology annotation, cellular component: nucleus. Gene Ontology annotation, molecular function: ATP hydrolysis activity. Bases 35 to 1939 code for a protein of 634 amino acids. NCBI's taxonomy places the organism in Eukaryota, Viridiplantae, Streptophyta, Magnoliopsida, Dioscoreales, Dioscoreaceae.